Molecule: messenger RNA, 1492 nt
Organism: Manihot esculenta (cassava)
Lineage: Eukaryota; Viridiplantae; Streptophyta; Magnoliopsida; Malpighiales; Euphorbiaceae
Product: WAT1-related protein At5g07050
Exons: 7
Coding region: 156-1322 (388 amino acids)
Cellular component (GO): plasma membrane
Molecular function (GO): transmembrane transporter activity
Source: RefSeq, a predicted model, not a curated record
CCUUAACACAUGCUUUUCCCUAGGAGACACAACAAGCAACUUGAAGUGUUCUUCCUCUACUUUGUUUCUUGAGUCUCCCUCUCUCUCCCCUCUCCUUUCUUGCCUCUUAUUAACUACAAUACACUGAAUUUAGAACCCAAAAAAGAUAAAGAAAAAUGGAGGGGAGCGGUUGUUUUGGCAGUUUCAUUCAAAGGUGUAAGCCUUACAUAGCAAUGAUAUCUCUGCAAUUUGGCUAUGCUGGAAUGAAUAUCAUCACUAAGGUUUCCCUCAACCGGGGGAUGAGUCAUUACGUGCUGGUCGUCUACAGGCACGCCUUUGCCACCGCCGCUAUUGCUCCUUUCGCUAUUGUUCUCGAAAGGAAAGUGAGGCCAAAGCUUACAUUUUCCAUUUUCAUGCAAAUUUUCGUUCUGGGUCUUCUUGGGCCUGUGAUUGAUCAAAACUUUUACUACGCUGGGCUAAAAUUCACGUCGCCGACUUUCUCUUGCGCCAUGAGCAACAUGCUACCUGCGAUGACAUUUGUGAUGGCUGUUCUUUGCCGGAUGGAGAAAGUAGACAUAAAGAAAGUGAGAUGCCAAGCAAAGGUUAUUGGAACUAUAGUGACAGUGGCUGGAGCUAUGCUGAUGACACUGUACAAAGGUCAAGUUAUUAAUUUUAUGUGGUCUAGUCAUGUCCAAACCCAUACAUCCUCUGCUCCUGUCGCCACUGGAUCCAGUGACAAAGACUGGGUUAAGGGUUCAAUUCUUCUCAUCAUUGCUACUCUAGCUUGGGCCUCAUUCUUCAUUCUCCAGGCAGUAACACUUAAGAGAUACGCAGCUCAGCUCUCACUCACAUCUCUUGUCUGCUUUCUGGGCACACUACAAUCCAUUGCUGUCGCCUUUGUUAUGGAGCAUAGGACCUCUGCUUGGACCAUUGGCUGGGACAUGAACCUUCUUGCUGCUGCUUAUGCUGGAAUUGUGUCAUCAAGCAUUGCCUACUAUGUUCAAGGACUUGUAAUGAAGAAAACAGGACCUGUCUUUGUUACUGCUUUUAGCCCUUUGAUGAUGAUCAUAGUGGCAAUCAUGGGCUCUUUCAUCCUUGCAGAAAAGAUUUAUCUUGGAGGCAUUCUUGGUGGGAUACUCAUCGUAGCAGGACUUUACUCGGUUCUUUGGGGCAAAUACAAAGAAUACAAAGAAGCAGAAGUCGAAAAGAAGCCGGAAGCCGUUGAGGGAAAUGAAGAGAGAAAUGAAACAAAUGACAUAGAAAUGCAAAGAAAUCAGGCAGUGGCUGUUAGUUUUCCAUCUUCACAGCCACCCAUGAUUGGCAGAGAAGCACCAAGAGCUUAAUUAGCAUAUAGGAGAGACUAGAGAGAGAGAAAUAAUGAAGGAAAAAAGAAGACUUUUUUUUUUUGUCUUUUUUCUUUUUCUUUUUUCGUUUUCCAUUUCGUUUUACAUUUGAGCUCGUAAUCUGUUUGAUGAAAAAAGAAAUCAGAGCAAUGCAAAAUCCUUUUUAAUUA